Messenger RNA from Rhincodon typus (whale shark), 5488 nucleotides. Its product is annotated as glycogen phosphorylase, brain form. Lineage: Eukaryota; Metazoa; Chordata; Chondrichthyes; Orectolobiformes; Rhincodontidae. The record is from RefSeq and is a predicted model, not a curated record. Bases 165 to 2696 code for a protein of 843 amino acids. The transcript has 20 exons. Gene Ontology annotation, cellular component: cytoplasm. Gene Ontology annotation, biological process: glycogen catabolic process. Gene Ontology annotation, molecular function: pyridoxal phosphate binding; glycogen phosphorylase activity.
CCUCCCUCUUCCUGUUCUGAAUGCGCUACGUACUGAGCACGUCCUAUAGGAGGAAGGACGAGACGCAAUCAGCGACUAGGCUCAGUACGAACUGAGCCGUUGUGCUGUUUGGCUCUGCUGUUUUCUACUGCGGUCCCAGAACUUCCUCCCACCAAAGGGAGACUAUGGCCACUCCACUGACAGACUUCGAAAGGAGGAAACAAAUAAGUGUGAGGGGGAUCGCCGAGCUCGGGGAUGUGGUGGAGUUGAAGAAGAGCUUCAACAGGCAUUUGCAUUUCACACUGGUCAAAGACAGAAAUGUCGCUACACCUCGGGAUUACUAUUUCGCUCUGGCUCACACCAUCCGCGACCACUUGGUUGGGCGGUGGAUCCGCACCCAGCAGUAUUAUUAUGAGAAAGAUCCCAAGCGUAUCUAUUACCUGUCUCUGGAGUUCUACAUGGGCCGAACCUUGCAGAACACUAUGGUGAACUUGGGAUUGGAGAAUGCCAGUGAUGAGGCAAUAUAUCAGCUGGGUUUAGACAUUGAAGAACUGGAGGAAAUUGAAGAAGAUGCUGGACUUGGCAAUGGAGGUCUUGGUCGACUGGCAGCCUGCUUCCUUGAUUCAAUGGCCACACUGGGUUUGGCAGCAUAUGGCUAUGGAAUUCGCUAUGAAUUUGGUAUUUUUAAUCAGAAGAUUCAUAAUGGCUGGCAGGUAGAAGAAGCUGAUGAUUGGCUGCGCUACGGUAACCCAUGGGAAAAGGCACGGCCCGAAUACAUGCUUCCUGUUCAUUUCUAUGGGCGGGUCGAACGUGCUGCAGAUGGCAUCAGAUGGGUUGAUACUCAGGUUGUCCUUGCCAUGCCAUAUGAUACUCCAGUGCCGGGAUUUAAGAAUAACACUGUCAACACCAUGAGAUUGUGGUCUGCCAAGGCUCCCAAUGAUUUCAACCUGAAAGACUUUAAUGUUGGUGAUUACAUCCAAGCUGUGUUGGAUCGAAACCUGGCUGAGAAUAUAUCCCGAGUGUUGUACCCCAAUGACAAUUUCUUUGAAGGUAAAGAGCUCCGUUUAAAACAAGAAUACUUUGUGGUAGCAGCCUCGCUCCAGGACAUAAUCCGUCGCUUCAAGUCUUCAAAGUUUGGUUGUCGGGAUCCAGUCCGCACUUCAUUUGAAACUUUCCCAGACAAGGUUGCCAUUCAGCUCAAUGACACCCAUCCUGCCCUGGCCAUUCCUGAACUGAUGAGAAUUCUAAUAGAUGUUGAGAAGCUUGAUUGGGAAAAGGCUUGGGAUAUAACAAAACAGACCUGUGCUUAUACCAACCACACGGUGCUACCUGAAGCUCUAGAACGCUGGCCUGUUCAGAUGUUUGAACGUCUUCUGCCAAGACACCUGCAAAUAAUUUAUGAAAUCAACCAGAAACAUUUGGACAACGUUGCUGCACAGUUUCCUGGUGAUGUUGACCGCCUGACGCGUAUGUCUCUGAUUGAAGAGGGAGAUCCCAAGAGGAUUAACAUGGCACACCUGAGCGUUGUUGGAUCACAUGCUGUUAAUGGAGUUGCACAAAUUCAUUCAGAAAUUGUGAAAAAUACAGUUUUCAAGGAUUUUUAUGAACUUGAGCCAGACAAGUUCCAAAAUAAGACGAAUGGGAUUACUCCAAGACGUUGGCUGUUACUAUGCAAUCCUGGCCUUGCAGAUGUCAUAGCUGAGAGAAUUGGAGAGGGUUUUAUCACAGACCUACACCAGUUGAAGAAACUGCUGGCCUAUGCUGAAAAUGAAGCAUUCAUUAGAGAUGUGGCCAAUGUUAAGCAGGAGAAUAAAUUAAAAUUUGCUGCUUAUUUGGAAAAAGAGUACAAUGUCAAAAUAAAUCCAAACUCUAUCUUUGAUGUCCAUGUGAAGCGGAUCCAUGAAUACAAAAGGCAGCUACUGAACUGUUUACAUAUUAUCACUCUAUACAACCGUAUCAAGAAAGAUCCAAACAAAGCCUUUGUACCAAGGACAAUCUUGAUUGGAGGGAAGGCAGCUCCUGGCUACCACAUGGCCAAGAUGAUCAUUAAACUAGUAACAUCCGUUGGAAAUGUCGUCAACAAUGAUCCCAUUGUGGGUGACAGACUGAAGGUCAUCUUCCUGGAGAACUACCGUGUGUCCCUUGCAGAGAAAGUGAUACCUGCAUCCGACUUGUCCGAACAGAUUUCAACGGCUGGUACAGAAGCCUCCGGCACGGGGAACAUGAAGUUUAUGCUGAAUGGAGCCUUGACAAUUGGAACCAUGGAUGGUGCUAAUGUAGAAAUGGCUGAAGAGGCAGGAGAGGAGAACCUCUUCAUCUUUGGGAUGAGAGUGGAAGAUGUUGAGGCACUUGAUAAGAAGGGGUACAAUGCCAGAGAAUACUUCGAAAAGCUGCCAGAACUGAGACAAGCUAUGGAUCAGAUCAAUGGUGGAUAUUUCUCCCCUAAAGAACCAGAGCUGUUUAAAGACAUAGUUAACAUGUUGAUGCACCAUGACAGGUUUAAAGUGUUUGCUGACUUCGAAGCAUAUGUCAAAUGCCAGGAGAAAGUUAGUAAGCUUUAUCAGAAUCCAAAGGAUUGGACCAAGGUGGUUAUUAAAAACAUUGCAAACUCUGGCAAGUUCUCAAGUGAUAGAACCAUCAAGGAGUAUGCCAGAGAGAUCUGGGGGGUGGAGCCUUCUGAUGUGAAGAUUCCUCCUCCUAAUGAACCGAAGGCCUAGUUUGUUAACAAGACAGGCAGUGUGCGCAAUCUAUACUGAUGUGUUUUUGUCUAAUACCUCUGUCAGAUUCAUGUUUAUUAUGAAAAUAGCCUUGCAUUAGUUUUUUCUUUCUAAAUGCACUUGCUGUGCGCCUUAUUAAAAUGUGUUUAAGCAAAAAGUUAUUCGAUGUCUGUUACCUAAAUCAGCUUACUUUUUAAAUGCAGAUAUCUUUAAUAUAAUUAUGGAUUUGUCUCUUCUUCAAAGGGUUAACAUUUUGAGCCUGCAUAUUUUUUUUAUUUGUUUGCACUAGAUGUUGAGAUCAUGAUUGUGUCCAGUGGGCAGAGCUCAAUUCAAAAUUAUCAUCUGGAGUAAUGUUUCUUCUACAAAUACCUUUAACAGACUGUGCCUGUACCAUUUUAAUUUGAUGGUUGUUCUUGUACAGUACUUAUUUACUUGUAAGGAAACCUUUGUAAAUGAGCACUGAAACAAUUUUUACUGAAAUUAUGUGCAUUCAGGUGACAAAGGCUAGAAAUAAAAUCUGCUGGCACACGUGUGGUGAAUCCCUCAUUCAAUUCAUGGUCUGGCCUGCCUUCAUUAUUGAUUUGUUAGAGAUUCAAAUUGACUUCACAAUUCAAAUUUACCUUUUGUUUUACUGCCUGUUUGCUUCACUAAUAAUGACCCACUGAACUCAAUUAGUUAUUGAUGCCUUUCUGUUCUGUCCUACUGGUUAAGGACCCCAACUUGCUCAAUUGAUGAACUGAUUUUGUUUUUGUAUAGUAAUCAGUUUUUUUUUAAAAAAGUUGUUUUAAGUCAAAUCUGCAUGGUUAGUGUGUUAGAUUUGAGUUGAUUGAAACUGGGACCUGGUCUGUUCAGAGUUGUUUCUACCUCUGGUUCAGCAUUCCUAAAGUCUCUGCAGCAAGAAAAGGUAAAUAGAAAAACAAUCUAAAGAAAAUAAAACUAAACAUUGCUAAAAGGAGACUAGAAGUUGAAGCUUUUCAUCUUGCACUCAUGAGAACUAAAGACAAGAAAUAAAUAUUAUGAAAAAGACACAAUUUUAUACAGAGAGAAGAGUAUGUGGAUUGGUUGAGUCAUAAUUGGCAUGGAGAUGCAUCAAGUUCACUAGCAUUAUUGGAGGCUAGAGAGUUGAUGAGAGUCUCUAAUAAUGCUGAUCUUGCCUAAUGCGUGCCUUGUGCACUGUAACCUGUAUGCCUCCAAGUCUUUUUGAUCUGUACAUCCUUGCUUACUAUAAUCUGCCUGUACUACUUGUAAACAAAGCUUUUCACUGUACCUCAGUACAUGUGACAAUAAAUCAAUCAGUCAACCUUCAUUCACAACCAGGCAGGUAGAUUCUAAAUGGUCAGAAAAUUGCCCUGGAGCAGUACAGCAGAAUUGGCUGUCUCUAUGAUCACUGUUUUUGAAAAAGGUGCAACAUAGAAAUUCCUUUUGCCAACAUAAACCAGGGACUUGAGUAUUUAUGUAUUUUGCAUAUGCUACAUGCACUGUAGGCCUGCCUAAUGAUCUAACAUUGGUUUCUGGUGUAAUGCUGAGUGCAGUCCGAACUUGUUUUAAAACAUGAUUUCCAAUACCAGAAUCACAGUUAAUAGUAGACAUAACUUUGAGGCUUGUAUGUACAGCUGGUAGCAGCCUGAUUGUGUUUGACAAACCUGUGGGGGUGGGGUAUGGUGGGCACCAAGACAUGUUUAAUUUUUGAGACAAAUGGCCUAUAUACCAUAGAAAUAAUGGCUUCUAUAAAGAAAGAAGGAGACAUUUACUACAGAAUCUAAUCUCAAAAAGAAUUUGGACCGCUCUAGAUGUAUCUUAAGUCUAGGCAUUGCUAUCCACAGCUAACAGUUAUGUUUCUGACAUAACAACAAAGUGCAACAACAGGAAUGUCAGUCAUCUGUUUUGUUGGUUGAGAAAGGAAAAACUUGCCAGGAAACUGGUGACAAUUCCUCUGCUAUUCUUCAAUACAGUGAAAUGGGAGCUAUCGUGUACGCUUGAGAAGCAACUAGGGCUUUGUUUAAUAUUGCAUCUAAAUGAUGGUGUCUGCAACAGUUUAUAUUCCUGAUUAACUCUGUUGGUGCAUCAGCCCGAAUCAAUAUGCGAGCACAGCCACAGACAGGUGACAGGGAAGUCUAUUUGUUCUAUGUUUAGGCAUAAUUCUUUGACCAAGAAGAAAACUCUGCUACCUUUUUUUAAAUUGGAUACAUUGGGCCCAUGGCACAGGCAUGGUGGACUGAAAUAUUCUGGCACAGCAGAACUGUGGUGUUAGUAACAUUUGCAAGAUUCAGCAAUUUGUAGCAGUUGCUUACAAUCUGUACAAUUCCUUUUUAAAUAGUAAGAACAAUAUUGUUGAAGUUUUCCAGUGGUGCAGAAGAGUCUCACUUUUGGUAUAAUUUACAUUAAUUUUCAACUAAAAUGGUGGUAAACUUUAUUUGGAUAAGUAAAUGCAGGCACUCUCACUCACUCUCUCCCUCCUUCCUCCUUCCUCCAUUCUUGUUUUACUUUCCUCAACUUUGUUUUUCCCUCCUUUUGUCUCUUCUGCUUUUUCACUUGCUUUUGUCAUGAGUUGCAACUUUUUUUUCUGAUCAACUUCCAUCCUGUUUCACCAGUCUGCAGAGUCUGGCAAGUAGCAAAAGAGAAACAAAAGGAGUCAGUGUAGGAUUUGCAGCAAAGGAAGAGUGCAGCAGAGGAACCAAAAGGAACUAGAAGCAAGCAUUGGAAGGAUACAGAGGUGGGAGCCUAAUGGGAUCAGUUGACAUAAUAGACACGUGUAUCAAACCAUGAGCCUAUAAUAAAAUCAAUCAGAUGAA